Molecule: messenger RNA, 780 nt
Organism: Nematocida homosporus
Lineage: Eukaryota; Fungi; Microsporidia
Exons: 1
Coding region: 1-780 (259 amino acids)
Source: RefSeq, a predicted model, not a curated record
AUGCUAUUCCUGCUUGUUAUUCUUAUGGGUAUCUCAGUUGGUUGCACGUACAACCAACCCCGUUACUCCGUCCGCCCGACCCACGGCCCCUACUCUAUUCCUAAGGACCGUCCACUUGUUUAUCCACUUGAUGUAGCUAAUAUCCCCAUCGACAUAUACCUCUCCACUCCUGUAGCAGACCAGUAUGCUAGACAUGAAAUGGACGUCUUUGACAAAGUUAGAGAAGUCUUCUCCAUUGUUGAGACUGCUCUCAAUUAUGCCCUCACUAAAUGCAGUCCUAAACACUACUACCACCUCCAUCCCGUCUUUGCGCCUCUUGAAAUUGCCAAUUGGCAUUUAGAACAGCACUCCUGUCCCACUUCAACCAUUGAACUAUCCGAGCACUUAUCUGCUCUUUCCAAAGAAGGCCAUGUCCAAAGAUCCUUUAUUCUUAUUACUCCCUGCCGUCUUGAACGUCUUGCCGAUACUUUGUUUGAGUCCGGCCAAAACUCACCCUACUUCUCCCUAGCCCUCCCUGGCAACAAGCAAACUCUAACUCUAAUCGAAGCCGAACCCCAACCCGAGCGCUUAGUCCUUCUGCUUAGUUCAGCUAUUCUCAAAGCCCUCGGCCUAGUCUCAAUCGAACCUCUUCAAACCUUCCCCGUCUACUACCCCAUCCACUAUCCCGGUGAUCUAGCUUAUUCCCUUCAAAUACCACGCGUCACCAUCAAAGAGUUCUUCACCUUGUAUGAAACACAUCCCCAGCAUACUCACGUAAUCCCUCAUACUCACCCACAUUAA